UACAGUUCUCCUGUACUUUUCCACCAUAUUCCAUCUCAGCAACAUUCAACUGCACAAUCUCAUAAAGUAACACUGAGUUCAGAUACCUGUGCACUCAGCUGCAAUCAACAAGAAGCUUAAUGUGAAGGUAGGAAAGUCAGACAGACAGGGAAGAGCAGAGAGGUGGGGUUGGAUAAGGCAAGAAUGUUAUAAAAAAAAAAAGAAAGAUGGAUCAAAUGAAAAGAAAAAGUGAAGACUGCUGAAGAGGGCUGUAAAAAGAACCCAACCUCAUAGGAGCCGGUGAGACGGAGAGAAAAAGGUAUCUGGCAACAAGGAAAAGAAGGAGAACACUAACAAGGGAAUAACAACAGAAAAAAGGAGUGACAGAGCCCACUGGAUGUUUCAGCCAUGAACCUGACCUUUGCCUUGUUUCUGCUGCUGAGUCUUCACAUUUGUAAAGCAAUGGGAAGCAGAGCCCAGCGCAAACAGAGACAAGCUGAGGAGAGCCUGAGACCAUAUAUUGGCAGAGUAGAGCCAGAAAAGCUUUGUGAGCUGCUGAAAUGCCAUAGUCCGGUGGGAUCUUGGUGUCAGGUGGUUCGGGAAAAUGGAGUCCUCAUCCCCAAGUGUGUUUGUCCACAAUCCUGUCCACGGCAGAGGGCACCAGUGUGCAGUGUUCUGGGAAGGACCUAUGGGAAUGAGUGUUUGCUGCAUAAAGAAGCCUGCAGAAAGAGACGCCGCACUGGGCUGGCUCACACAGGACCCUGUCUGGUCCCCAAGGCUAAAUGCACUGAGGAGGAGUUGAGCCAGUUUCCAUAUCGUCUCCUGGACUGGUUUCUGCUCCUGAGUCGUAUGGGGGAAUCCUACGCACCUGCUGCCCCGCCCCAGAACUGUCUCAGCCACGCCCAGAGGACACAACUAGCACAGCAAAGAUUUACCAUACUGGACAAGAACAAAGAUGGCAAGUUGAGCCGCAGGGACCUGAGGAAGCUGCGUUACAAGAGGAUGCCACUGGAGCACUGUGCCACACCAUUCUUUCAGUCAUGUGACCGUAACAGGAACAGGAAGGUGACCCUGCAAGAGUGGACAACCUGUCUGGUGGAUCGCUCUGAGGCCUGGUUCUACCAUUUCAUGUCAGUGAGAAUGGGUUCCCGAAAGCUGUGUCCUACAAUCAAAGAGAACGUCCUUUGACAUGAAAAACAGCCAUGAACUCCUGCGUGUCUUUGUACUGUAAAGAACACGCUGAAGACAACAUCACCACAGUUCUCUGAUUUAAAAGCUACAGGAUGACAUCUCCACACACUGCUCACUCAUCUGUUUGACUUUGUAUUGCAGCUUGUAAUUCAGUGAUUUAUCACCUCAUGCUGGGAGUCUGCUGAUUGUCUGUGCAUUUGUCUGCGCUCAAAAGGGACAAAUCAUUGUCUGGCCAGACUGACCGACCAGUAUUGUUAAUUACAUUGGCUGACAUUUUUUACAUUCGUGUUGUAAAAGAGCGGAGGCAACAUUAAGUACCAAAUUACAUGGCAUGCUUUGAAUAACCAAUUAAAAGGGAGGGCGACAGCAGUGCAGACAGACAGCGUGAUGUAUACAGAAUGACAAGCUAGAUGGGAAGUAAAGAUAAAGGGAAAAGAAACGCUUAGUAUGAGAUGACGUGACCGGAGAAGAGACAAAGAGAUAAUAAAGGAGGUGAAGGGGAGAAGUAGAGGAAAGUGUGAUAAUGCACUGGAGGAGGGUGAGGGAGGGAAGGAAGGAAACUGAGUGACUGAAGGAAGGAGAGAGAAGUAGAAAGUGUGUUUGUGAAAGAUGGGAGGAGGUAAUGCACUGUAAAUGGGAGUUGAGAGUAAUGGAGUAAUGCAUAAAAAAUGGAUCAGAAAUGAGGGAAGGACUGAGAACGGAGAGUGGGGGGGGGGGAUGGCUGAGAAAGCGGGAGGAACUGAGGAGAAGAGGAAAUGCAAGAAAAAAGGUUUUGAUGCUGCAAAACAUUUCCUUUACUGGCCGACUCUGUAAAUAGCAUCUUUGAGCAUGAUGCAGAAUAUUUAGAAAACACUUGACCUCUGUCAAGGACAAAAAACUUACAUAAUACAAGCUUUCUGACUUUUUCUAUGUAUGCACCAUCUAUAAUACAUGCUGCUCUAAAAA
Dicentrarchus labrax (European seabass) is the source of this 2115-nucleotide messenger RNA. RefSeq names its product SPARC-like 2 (gene sparcl2). Gene Ontology annotation, molecular function: extracellular matrix binding; collagen binding; protein binding. The transcript is spliced from 9 exons. Gene Ontology annotation, biological process: anatomical structure development. The coding region runs from base 388 to 1167 and encodes 259 amino acids. NCBI's taxonomy places the organism in Eukaryota, Metazoa, Chordata, Actinopteri, Moronidae. The record is from RefSeq and is a predicted model, not a curated record.